This is a messenger RNA of Miscanthus lutarioriparius, 966 nucleotides long. The record is from the annotation of a GenBank genome assembly. NCBI's taxonomy places the organism in Eukaryota, Viridiplantae, Streptophyta, Magnoliopsida, Poales, Poaceae.
AUGUCCAAGUUGAUGGCCGCCAUGCUGCUCGGGGGCGCGCGCGUCGCCGGCGCCGCCAAGCUCACCGGCAACACUGCCGUUAAGCAGGCUCUCCCCACGCCGGCGUGCUUCCUUCCUCCGCGCCCGCAGCCGGCAAGCUGGACCCGCCUCUGCUUGCAGGCUGCGCCAAGAUCGUCCCAGGCGUACGACAACGCGCCGGAGGACCGAAGGGAGAUCAAGGACAAGUACAAGGACGCGGCGGAGAAGGCGAAGGACGCCACCGGCGAUGCCAAGGAGCACGCCAAUAGGAUGGCCGGGGAGGCGAAGGACAGGGCACAGGACAAGGCCGGCCGCAUGGCGGAACAGGCGUCGGACACUGCGGAGAGGGCCAAGGAGAAGACGAAGGGCAUGGCGGAGGGCGCCGCGGAGACGGCGUCCCGGGCGGCGGAGAGGGCGAAGCACGAGACGCGUGACGCGGCGCGGGAGGCCGCGGACAGGGCGGGGCACGUGAAGGAGCGGGCCAAGGAGGUGGGGCACGAGGCUGCGCACCGGGCGCAGGAGACGGCGAGGGCGGCCAAGGACCGAACGGGUGAGGCGGCGGAGCGGGCCAAGGAGAUGGGGCGCGAGGACGCGGGCCGGGCGCAGGAGACGGCGAGGGCAGCCAAGGACCACACGGGUGAGGCGGCGGAGCGGGCCGUGGAGGGCACCGUGUCGACCGGGGAGAAAGUGGUGGAGAUGACCAAGGAGGGCGCCGGGAAGGUGGCCGAGACGGCGCAGGCGAUCGGGGACAUGACGAAUCAGGCGGCGCGGAGGACCUGGGACUCGGCCAAGGAGGCCGCGCAUAGCGUCAAGGACAGCGUGGCCCCCGACGAGGAGGACGUGGACGCCGCCAUAAAGGAGCGGGACAGGAUCGCGCGGGAGAUGGACAGGGUGGAGCGGGAGCGGAACAAGAGGGAGGCCAGGGAGAAGGGCUCCGGCUUGCCGUAG